AUGUCGAUGCUUGCCCCCGCCUCUCGCUCUCGAUGUGCUCUUGCACAUUCGCCUGCGAUUUGCCCUCCGCGCUUGCAUCAUGUCACAACGGCUGUCACUUGCCGCGCCUCUUGCAAAUGCUCCGAAUCACCCUUCGACGCCCUCCCCGCCCCCCGCGCCUCCGCGCCUUCCUCGUCGAGGCGCAAUGCGACUUUCUGCCUCCCCGCAUUGCUUGUGAGUAGCGUGGCAGAUGCAUGGCGGCCAGGAGCCAAGCGUGGCGGCAGAUGCAUGGCGGCCAGGAGCCAAGCCCAGACAUCGGCGGAAUCCAGGACUCGUCGAUCGAGGCAGCAGCAGCAGCAAAAGAACGCGGGCGCCGGGUGCAUGCAGGUCGAUGUUGAUGUGCCGGUGUCUAUCUGCAAUGACGUGGCAUUGGUUUGUGAGGACCGUGAGCCAGCAGUCCGCAUGGUGCUGCGCAAGCUGUUUUUGAGACGUCUCCCCCCUCUCCCCUCCCCCGUUUACCCUCCGCGCCUCUCAUCCCCUCGGUGUGCUGCCGGUGUGUUAGGAUUGCAAGCUUGCGCAGGACAUGGACGAAUUGCUGUGCCUGCGGGUGAGCCAUGGGAUAAGGAUGAUAGUGGGUUUGAGACGGGUAAGCGAUGGGGGCUUGGGGAGGAGGAAAGAGGGGAUUAG
Molecule: messenger RNA, 666 nt
Organism: Closterium sp. NIES-65
Lineage: Eukaryota; Viridiplantae; Streptophyta; Zygnematophyceae; Desmidiales; Closteriaceae
Source: the annotation of a GenBank genome assembly